AUGAUGGAUGACGGGGGGCCGCUAGAAUUUGACGAGGAUUUCUUCAUGACGUGGCUGCUCCCGCCUAUCAUCUUUGAGGCCGCGUUCAACCUGAAUGUGGACGCGUUUCAGGCGUCGCUAUUCCCGACCCUCCUCUUUGCCUUCUUGGGCCUUCUGUGCUCGACCUCUGUCAUCGGGACGUUGCUGUACACCGCCGGCCAGGUGGGGUUGUGCUACCCGCUAAGCCUACUUGCCUCGCUCACCUUCGGGUCGCUCGUCUCGGCAACCGACCCCGUCGCUGUCCUCGCCACGUUCAACAAGCUGGGCGUCAAGCAGCACGUCUUCGCGAUGGUCUUCGGCGAGUCCAUCCUCAACGACGCGGCUGCCUUGGUGCUCACCAAGACGCUCCUGACGUUUCACGACGCGCCCGCGGCGCUCUCCUUCACCUUUCCGUGGGCCUCCUACUUCCUGGCCGAGGCGAAAGGGCUCUCGGGGGUGGUGGCCAUCGCAUUCUGCGGCAUCGUGAUGGCCAUCUACACGCGCAACAACCUCUCCGACGGAGCGGUCGCCUUGAUGGUCGGGCUCUACAAGGUGCUGGCCUUCGUUGCGGAGCAGUCCGUGUUUGUCUAUCUUGGGAUGGCCCUUCCGCUGCUGCCCAUCGCGGGAAUG
Emiliania huxleyi CCMP1516 is the source of this 648-nucleotide messenger RNA. RefSeq names its product sodium/hydrogen exchanger (gene SHE1). The record is from RefSeq and is a predicted model, not a curated record. Gene Ontology annotation, molecular function: sodium:proton antiporter activity. Gene Ontology annotation, cellular component: membrane. The transcript has 4 exons. Lineage: Eukaryota; Haptophyta; Isochrysidales; Noelaerhabdaceae. The annotation marks the transcript as partial. Gene Ontology annotation, biological process: regulation of pH; proton transmembrane transport; sodium ion transport.